AUGAUGACAAGCAUGUUGCGUAACCAGUCUCCGGCUACUAACGAGAAUGAUAUCCGGAUGAGGAGCAAUCGUCCAGGCAAAGAUAACAAGGAGAGCAAAGAGUCUAAGGACAACCAGGCAGCUCAGCAGCAGCAGCAGCAGCAGGGCCAACAGAAUCAACAACCAGAAGGAGGAUCUAGUCAGCCUUCCUCACCAGCCCAUACGAGAGACAGAGGACUGGCAAAAAAAUGCUGCUUCUGUUGGUGCUGUGCUCCUCCUUGCUUCUCUAACAUGGUUGUGAAAAAUGAUCACCUCUCACAAAGCCGAUCAAAGGAAUUGGAUUCUAACAGUGAUCGAGAAGAAAUAUUAUCAUUAGAAGAAAUGAAAAACUGGUCCGAAUCAUUUGACAGACUUAUUAGAAGUAGUGGUGGCCGGAGAAAAUUUCGAGAAUUUCUACGAAUGGAAUAUAGUGAAGAAAAUAUGUUGUUUUGGCUAGCAUGUGAAGAAUUGAAGAGAGAACAAAAUUCAGAACUAAUAGAAGAAAAAGCCAGGUUAAUAUAUGAAGAUUAUAUUUCUAUACUGUCACCAAAAGAGGUGAGCUUAGAUUCCAGAGUGAGGGAGGUGAUAAAUCAGAAUAUGUUGGAUCCGUCUCCACACACAUUUGAUGAAGCGCAACUUCAAAUUUAUACUUUAAUGCAUCAAGAUCCUUACCCACGCUUCCUCAAUUCCCAGCUGUACAAAAAACUCAUCGAGGAGGCCUCGUCGUGA
Messenger RNA from Acanthosepion pharaonis, 747 nucleotides. Lineage: Eukaryota; Metazoa; Mollusca; Cephalopoda; Sepiida; Sepiidae. The record is from the annotation of a GenBank genome assembly.